GUCCAGGGAGCUGGAGCCAAAGGCUGGAGGACCAUGUCAUCAUUGUUCAGUCGGGAGGAUGAAGAUCAGUUGCUGGCUCCUGAAGCAGCUGCAGACCAUCCUCUAGCUGCAAAACCAGCAGAAGAAGAAGCUGAGAAGAAGGCUGCUGGCCUCUGGGAUGUCUUUGCUACUAAGUGGCAGCAAACUUCAGCUCUGGAAAAAUUGACUGCCAAGGUGGACUCCAGCGAAGAAAAGGUGGAGGGCAGUGGGGGUUCUGGGGUGAUGCCAGCUGAGGAAGUCAAUGACCUUGGCCACGACAAUGACCUCCGAGAGGCUGAAGGUGUGGCCUUCAAGUGGAGCUUCGUAACCAACAAACUGGCUGAGUUGAAGAACAAGAAUAUUCCCAAAAGUAACUAGGACAGACACAGAAAUGGAGGACUUUGAGUGAGUGAUCCUUUCUCCGUGAUAACAAUAUAUUUUAUUAUUUCCCAACAGCUUCCUGAAAAAACAGCAUUGUGCUUAAUGUGAAAUGUUCAGUUCCAGAUAUGGGUGUUGUUUAGGUUGAUAACUUUAUGAAGCCUUCCCAGAGUGUGUGACUCUGAUGCCUUCAUUCCAUUUCUCUCCUUUUCUCCUUAUAAGAUGGUUCUUAGACUAAUUAGGUUAAUGGACAUUUAGGAAAAUCUCCCUUGCCAGAGACUGUGGCCUAUUAAAAAAAAUGAGCAUCUCCUUCUCUCUUUCCACAUUCACCUACUUUGACUUUCUAAGAAAGCUGCUGUCGCAGGACAAUUAAUCCAAGAGUCCAAUCUAUAGCGGUCUACAAGCUGAUUCUCUGACAAUUUCCUGCAAUUGUUAGACUUGGAUGGAGAUGUACGGACCUAGGCUUCCCCAAACCACGAAAGUCACAAAAUUGGGAAAGGAACAUUCUGGGAAAGUGAUUGUUUUGGACCAGAAAGUUCUGACUGAGGCUUCCCAAGAGCAUGAAGCAAACUUCUUGUCCCAACAAAAAACC
This is a messenger RNA of Thamnophis sirtalis, 988 nucleotides long. The record is from RefSeq and is a predicted model, not a curated record. NCBI's taxonomy places the organism in Eukaryota, Metazoa, Chordata, Lepidosauria, Squamata, Natricidae.